ACCCACCCAAUUCACAAUUACAUUAUCUACCAUUAUCUACCCCAAUUCACAAUCAUUAUUUUUACCCCGAUUACCACAUUCCUCUUACCCCAACAUUAUCUACCCCAAUUCACAAUCAUUAUUUUUACCCCGAUUACCACAUUCCUCUUACCCCAACAUUAUAUACCCCAAUUCACAAUCAUUUUUACCCCAAUUACCACAUUCCCCUUACCCCAACAUUAUCUACCCCAAUUCACAAUCAUUAUUUUUACCCCGAUUACCACAUUCCUCUUACCCCAAUUACAAACAUUAUUCUACCCCAAUUACCACAUUCCUCUUACCCCAACAUUAUCUACCCCAAUUCACAAUCAUUAUUAUUACCCCGAUUACAACAUUCCUCUUACCCCAACAUUAUCUACCCCAAUUAACAAUCAUUAUUUUUACCCCGAUUUUUUUGUAGGCACAUGAGCAGAAGGAGAGACGACCCAACUAUCCUUAAUGCUUUGACUAAAGAUGGAGUGUGGAAUGAUAAUGUCUUCUAUCUCACUGCACCUAUCCCUAUCUCACCCAAAUUUCGCUGUUCUCCCUAUACAAGGGUAGGUGUCAACGAUUUCACAUUUUUUGUAGGCACAUGAGCAGAAGGAGAGACGACCCCAACUAUCGUUAAUGCUUUGCCAAUUCACAAUCAUUUUUACUCCAAUAACCACAUUCCUCUUACCCCAACAUUAUAUACCCCAAUUCACAAUCAUUAUUUUUACCCCAAUUACCACAUUCCUCUUACCCCAACAUUAUCUACCCCAAUUCACAAUCAUUAUUAUUACCCCGAUUACCACAUUCCUCUUACCCCAACAUUAUCUACCCCAAUUCACAAUCAUUAUUUUUACCCCGAUUACCACAUUCCUCUUACCCCAACAUUAUCUACCCCAAUUAACAAUCAUUAUUUUUACCCCGAUUACCACAUUCCUCUUACCCCAACAUUAUCUACCCCAAUUCACAAUCAUUAUUUUUACCCCGAUUACCACAUUCCUCUUACCCCAACAUUAUAUACCCCAAUUCACAAUCAUUUUUACCCCAAUUACAACAUUCCCCUUACCCCAACAUUAUCUACCCCAAUUCACAAUCAUUAUUUUUACCCCGAUUACCACAUUCCUCUUACCCCAAUUACAAACAUUAUUCUACCCCAAUUACCACAUUCCUCUUACCCCAACAUUAUCUACC
Geodia barretti is the source of this 1197-nucleotide messenger RNA. Lineage: Eukaryota; Metazoa; Porifera; Demospongiae; Tetractinellida; Geodiidae. The record is from the annotation of a GenBank genome assembly.